Thelazia callipaeda (thelaziosis nematode) is the source of this 501-nucleotide messenger RNA. NCBI's taxonomy places the organism in Eukaryota, Metazoa, Nematoda, Chromadorea, Rhabditida, Thelaziidae. The record is from the annotation of a GenBank genome assembly.
AUGGCAGACCACGAGCACGAUCAUGACUUCCAUACUGGAGAUGCAGGCGCCGCAACAACAUAUCCAAAACAAUGCUCUGCUCUUCGUAAAAAUGAAAAUGUAAUGCUCAAAGGACGCCCAUGCAAAGUUGUUGAGAUGAGCACUUCAAAAACUGGUAAACAUGGUCAUGCUAAAGUUCAUCUUGUUGGUUUAGAUAUUUUCACAGGAAAAAAACUGGAAGAUAUAUGUCCGUCUACUCAUAACAUGGAUGUUCCAGUUGUAAAGCGCAAGGAAUAUCAGGUGAAACUUCUCUCUAUAAAUGACGAUUCCUAUGUCAGCUUAAUGGAUCUGGAUACCUGUGAAACAAAAGAUGACUUAAGAUUGCCUGAAGGUGAUUUGGGAGAGCAAAUCAAACAAGCCUAUGAAAGAGAUGAAAAUGGGAUACUGUGCCUCGUUGUUACGGCCUGUGGCGAAGAGGCAAUACUUGGUUACAAGAAUAUGCCAAAUAAGGAUGAGAAAUAA